UGUGUUUAGCCUUUUCAUGUUUUUUUAUUUAAAUUUGACGUGUAUUUACUUUUUAGCAGACGAUCAAUCUCCCACUCGCGCAGGGAUAUCAAACAAAAAUAGUCCACUAUCCACAUCACUUGCAAACUAUAAUAAUUGGAACCUAAAAGUUUGAUUUGUUUAUCAACUGUUAAAUUUAACUUUGUAGUAUUUUAUUUCUUGUUAGGUUCUGUACUUUCUCUUCGCAUGCCUCGCUUCAACGAUUCAUAUUGCUUCACCGUCAACAAAACUUGGGCCUCGAGGAAUAUCACGUGAUACACAAUGUGAAACAGCUGUAUAACGUAAGAGGUUGAAUGGAUCUCGCACUUAUAAUGACGUUUACAUAAGUAUAGUAUACUAAAAUGUUUCUCAUAUCUCAUAUCUCCAGACUUAACGCCGCUGUGUUGAUCUGAUUUUAGUAAUCGUACAGUUAUCGCAGUGGACAGGUUUUGGGUUACACUGACCUUUUAUGGCAUAUUUUGCGUGCACUCCGAUUGGCUGAAUUUCCGCCCUCCUUAUUUCAGGUGGGAAAAAGAAUUCCGCGACCCGCAUGACGAGACGAGCUCUGUAACUGUCACGUGACCUGUGUUCAUGGCGCCCACCAGGUCGUACUGAUAGUUUCACAGUAUUCCGGACAAGAUUUCUUGACUUCUGAAUCUCCACAUGUGAUCAGCACUACUCAAGCGUGACCGAGCCUGUUACACUGAAAGACUCUAUGUAAUCAAAACACGUUGAUACCAUCUGACGUGUGAACAUUUACCGAACUCCGUCAGUGUGUUGUCAACCGCCAUUUGCUGGUGAGCUGUUGCAUUACACAAGAGGGUCAGGUGUUGUGCAUUGACAUUCAUUGCUUCAGACUGGUCUUUAGCUAUGGCGGCAGUAGCCCAGGCCCAUGAAAGAGAGUGUCCUGUGUGCACUAAUGACUUCACAACACCAAAGAUUUUACCCUGUGGUCAUCUCCUGUGUCGACAAUGUAUCAUUUCAUGGAUGGACUCAAAAUCCGACGCUGGUUGUCCUCUGUGUACCUGUCCUAUAGUAGAGCAACAAGGCAAUUCAUCUCCAAUAGCAGUUGAUGUUGUCGACGCCCUGCCUACAGACUCUGUGAUGGAAGCGAUAGUAGAAAAUGCUCCCGUGCUGAUGAGUGAUGGCAUGUGCACCGCAUGUGAUGACCUCAAAGCUGAGUACGUCUGUGUGCACUGUUUAGAAAAAAUGUGUCCAUCGUGUAUGAAGAUACACAAGAAGAUGAUAGCUACCCGCAGUCACGAUGUGGAGAGUGUCAGCACUGUGACACCUGAACGUCUGGCUGCCAGUCGCCCUGCACUGUGUGCUGAACACGUCACCGAGAAGGCGGAGUUGUUUUGUGUUGAUCACAACCUUGCUAUCUGUACAUCAUGUUUUUCUAACAAACACAGGGCCUGCCUAGACAUCAAGUCUCUGGAUGAAAAAAUGAAGUCAGCUGAAGACGCAUUAAAUUCAUUGAGAGAAAAGUUGCUUGAAGCAGGGGAUAACCUGAAGCAAGAAAUAGUCAACCUAAAUGUGCGCGUGCAAACAGCGGAUGUCACUGAACAACAAAACAUGGCGCUGGUAGACAAGACUUGUGACCAACUUCAGAAGAUGGUGGACGAGUGUCGGAAACAAGUGAAGAAACUGAUCAGUGAUUCUGUGUCAAAGUUCAAGAAAUCCUUGUGUGACUUCAAAAUCGAGCUGGAAAAACGUUUAGGGAAAGUGACGUCACACAAACAUCUCGUGACGCGAGCCACAACAGUCAGACCACGUCCCGCGCUGAUACACGCAGCCCAGACUCUGACAGACAGGGUCAACAGCCUUGACCUCAGUGAUGACUUGGAAGCAGAGCCUUGGGUGAAUCCAUCGCCAGAAAUAACGAAAUGUUGUGACGAUGUGGUGACAGAUAUAAGCGAUGAGCUAAUAGGCUUGAAAGGACUGCUUAUCGUUGAUGAAAAACCAGUCUUUGUGUUCCACGAAACCUGUGGGAUCAACAUUCGUCUGACGAACUUCAGAAAGACCGCACGUAAGGUUGAGCCUGAUAAGUACGGCAACAAUACGGUCUUUUCACGUGACGUCAUGGCUGUGAACGUCUUGUAUGAAGUCAGAAUAGACGAAAUGAAUACGCCAGCCGGAAGCAAUCUAUUCCUUGGUGUGAUGAGAGUCCCUCCUACACCAGUCACUCUGCCGACGUGGUCUGAGCACCCGAAAGAUUCCGUCAUUCUUUGGCAAGCUGGAGUGCGCUACAAGGAUAUCGAUAUCAAGACUAAUGUCGCUGAAGCUCUCAAAUUCCUCAAAGUCGGGAGUCGUGUUGGACUGUUGGUGGACUCAUCAAACAACCUUCACUUUUACGUCGAUGGAGACGACCAGGGUGUUGCAGCAAAAGAUGUUCCUUAUCCCUGCUUCGCAGUCUUUGACCUUGACAGCACUGUCAUUCAGGUGACAGCACUUCCUACUUCUGAGAGGACAUGAUUGUGAUUAUCAAACAGCGACAAUAACAACAGCGAUAACACUUAUGUUAUCUACGACGACAUCGAUUCUGGCAAUGAUUUUAUUAACUCUACCCUUGUAACAUUUAAAGAGAGUGCUAUACGAACGUAUGCGAGCGCGUGUAAACAUCAACAUGUAAACUUCGCUCGCCGCACGUUUUACCUUUUUCAAGAAAAAGGUCCGGCCAGCAAUUAACACAUUUAAUGUUUUAAAAAGAAAUGAAUGACAAUAAAUGAGAAAGAAAACACUAAAACUAUUCUAUUGCUUACUGUCUACCCUAAUAACUAGUAACUUCCCCGACAUUCGACACUCCUUCCAUCAGGUAAUCCGAUACGAGCAGUCCAGCGACUCGCUGUCCACACACACACACUAUAUCCAAACGAAUCCCAAGCCGGUUACGUCCACACGUGUCCAGACGAGCGACACGUUAGAGCUGGAGAUCAACAAAGUUCCAAGGCAACAGCCGCUGUAUCCCUUGUGCUGGUGUCGUCGCUGUUCUCCUCGUCGGUAGGAAGGUGUCGUUCAGGUCUACUCGUCAGUAGAUAAGUUUUAGCAUCCGUUGUAAUGUGAUGCUGUGCGUAUGUCCAUAACACAGAUCUCAUUCUGUAUACCCUGACUAUAUCCACUACACUCCUCCUCAGCAGACUAGGCGAUGACUCAGCUCCACCUCUUAUGGGAUGAACGUUGGCGUCCGUUAACAAUGUCGGAGGUCUUACUCCUCAAGCUGCUCUUCUCUCUCUGUCCAGGGCAACGUGACUUUGCCUAAGUUAACUUUCUCCUCUACUUCUUUUGACCAAUCAGGCCAUUAGCAACGCGGUAACUAGGACGACUGCUUAGCGAUUCCUCGUGGGGUCCAUGCCGACCAAUGAUAACCUCUGUACCGUGUAGUCGGCAUGGCUCUCACCUCAAUCGGCCGCAGUCGCCAUAGUUACGCCUAUGACAACUCUCCCUACGUCAAAACACAUCGAAUGACGUGAAUAAUCCGCGUGGGGAUUGCGUCAGCGUUCGCGUGAGUGCUCUCCCCUGGUACUACAGACAACAAACAAUUAGAACGAAAGAAAUAACAUUCGCUUUGAAUCGCAAAUCGUUACAACCCUGUGCUAGUGUUUUGAAAAAAUAGAUGGAAUGAACUUACAAAAACAAAUAAUACAAAUAAAAAUUUUGCUCUUCACACUACCUAACAGACUAAAACAAUAAACUUUGUGCUAGCUGAUCUGGUGACCAUUUACUUCAUAUUUUGUCUUAUUUACUUUCAUUUUUUAUUUCUUCUUAUGUGUGACUUGUUAUAGCAAGAAAGGUCAUGGUACAUUUACAGGACUAUAUCACAAGUAGACACAUUUUACUUGUUUUUCAAGCUGUUGUUUAUCAUGUACUUUUAGAGUAGUUGGUUUAAUUGAAAUGUCAUAUGAAUUCAUUACAUUUUAGUUUACCACGUCCUAUAUAAUUUUUUGUGCGGUAAUUUGUAUUCUAUGGCGAUAGACUAUUUUUUGUAGUUUUGUUUUAAUGACAACUUUGAGCCCAAGCUGAUAAAACCAAAUGAACAGUUUUAAAAAUACAUGUAUGCUAGCAGACUACCUUAUAAUGUAGGUUGUUUAUAAGUUUUUGGACGUUGGAGACUCAUUGUAACACAUAUCACUCUUUUUCCAUUGUAUAGACAUCAAUGAAUGAAACUUCUCAUUAGUUUUAUUAUGUCCUCCUCUUACCUCAGUUGUCUUCUCUAGCUAAUGGACUGAAGAACAUAAAUAAAUAAAAAAAUGAUA
Molecule: messenger RNA, 4271 nt
Organism: Pomacea canaliculata
Lineage: Eukaryota; Metazoa; Mollusca; Gastropoda; Architaenioglossa; Ampullariidae
Product: E3 ubiquitin-protein ligase TRIM33-like
Exons: 6
Coding region: 889-2493 (534 amino acids)
Molecular function (GO): zinc ion binding
Source: RefSeq, a predicted model, not a curated record